UACUCCAAUGACGAAUGUUCUUUUCCUUGCUUUAGCUUUAGCAUUUUUUGGACUUUCAGCCAUUGAUUCCGCUCAAGCAAGAACGUUACCAGACAGGUUUGGCCUCAAAGUUGCAAAAACAUUAGCUACCCCGCCACCUCCGUGUAUGGUACAUUCGUCAAAAUCCAAGGAAUCAACGAGAGAUUAUCAGAAGUACUUGACUUCGCCACCACCAACGACUAGUUAUGAUCAAGAGACCUUGAGCUCACCUCCAAGGCCUGACUCGACAAAAAGCCAACUUGAUAUUGAGUCUCCAUGCAAUAAUGAAGAGAGUCCAUGCAUUAAUGAUGGUUGCAUAUCUAUGAUAACAGAUUUUGAGAGGCCUAUUCCUAGUUCAAACCCACCUCCAAAACCACAAACUCCUACGGUGCCAUUACUGAGUCCAAAAUCACCUCCAAGGCAACAUAUACCUCGUGUCAGCUAGAAAUCAUCAUGCAUGAUGAUCUCUUGAUAGUUAAUCAAGUACAUGCUCUCGCUGUAUAAGUUACUGGCUUGGUUUUCACAUCAAGAAAUUCAACUGUUACUAAGGUUUCGAAAAGUUUAGGUGCUGGGCCGCUGGGAUGCUUUUUGUGCUUGGCAAAUCUUAUCUCUCAUUUAGAAAGUGUAGGCUUCUACUGGGUUUGCUUCCUUACGAGAUUAAUUGAGUUGUUGGUCAUGUUUGUUUGUAGUUUCUUGGUACACACACUUUGCUUAUUUCUCCA
Populus euphratica (Euphrates poplar) is the source of this 740-nucleotide messenger RNA. RefSeq names its product leucine-rich repeat extensin-like protein 2. Bases 8 to 463 code for a protein of 151 amino acids. The record is from RefSeq and is a predicted model, not a curated record. NCBI's taxonomy places the organism in Eukaryota, Viridiplantae, Streptophyta, Magnoliopsida, Malpighiales, Salicaceae. The transcript is spliced from 2 exons.